AUGAACAAAACAUUAACUGCUUUACGAGUUUCCAGGUUAUAUGAGAGUUCUCCUUUCCUUAAUAUUCAAGCUGGAAGAUCCAAUUCCUUUUUCACAUUAUCAAAUUCACACUUUUCCCAUUCAUUCAAAUCAGCUCUGUUUUCAACAAACACGCCGAGAACACUUCUUAUCCAAACAUCCAAAUUCAGAAAAUUCCUCAGCUGUGCAGUAGAAAUUAACUCAUUUAACCUUACUGGACAGACAAGAAACAGACAUUCAGAAUUUGAUCACGAUUUGUGUCAAAUUACACGCUGUUUAUUCGUUGAAUGCAUUAAUAGAGGUGAUGGCGGUGCUAUUAAAUAUCUUCGUGAAAAUGGAUUUUUCCAAUGUUAUGAAACGAUUAUUGAUCGUGCAGAAGCUGCUGAUAAUGGUGGUGCUCUCUUUUUACAACCAGAAAAGUUCCCUCUUAUUCGCUGCUGCAUUGACCAUUGCAAAGCUGAAAAUGCUGGUCAAACUUUUCAGAUCCUUCCUAAAGAAGAUUUCCCAGAUGAUAUUAACUAUACGACAUCCUCUGCAUGUGCACCAGCCUUAUUCGGCUCCAUUCAGUACAACCUCCAUCACAGUGGCGGUGGUGGACAAUAUUCAAACUCAAACAUCUCGCGCGGACUUUGUUCUCGUGGCGGCGCAGCUUUGGCAUGCUUCCGUACAAAUAAUCACCUCAUUCGCUAUACUCAUUUCGUUUCUUGCACCGGUGGUUCGAUUAUUUCUCUUGAAUUCGGUCGUGAACCAACAACAAUCGACAAAUGCAACAUCAUUAACAAUACCCAUAUGCUCACACAGAUUUUAACCUUCAGCCAAGCAACAACUCUCAAGUUUUGCUUUAUCCUCAAAAAUACAAAACCAUUUUCACGUCCUAUUGUCACAGGUCGUAAGCACUCUCUCGAAUUAUCCGAUUGUACAUACGAUGCCCUUGGUUUGGACAGCAAAGCCGGCAUUAUUGCUAAUAAUGGUCAUAACUACGAAGGUGAAGAGACCACAAUCCCAUUCGAAGAUGCUAAUCAGAUCUUCUGCGUUCAAAGACGUAAGCCAAUGGUCAACCCUUUUGAGAAUUUCUCAUAUAUAUUCUUCUUCAUCGCCGUUUUCGGAAUAAUAUUCGUCCACAUGUCAUUCAUUCACCCUCAGGCUCUUAGUGACCUCUAUAUUCACAUGUUCUUCGAUACGGACAAAGAAUCAAGAAGAAGACGCGCACACGCAGUCCAAUCUAUAUAA
Trichomonas vaginalis G3 is the source of this 1248-nucleotide messenger RNA. RefSeq lists its product as uncharacterized. The coding region runs from base 1 to 1248 and encodes 415 amino acids. The transcript has a single exon. The record is from RefSeq and is a predicted model, not a curated record. NCBI's taxonomy places the organism in Eukaryota, Parabasalia, Trichomonadida, Trichomonadidae.